CCAACUCUACGAAAGCCGAAUAUACGUUCUCCAGCUUUCUCGUGUGUCAUCGUAUUGCGAGUGUGCGCGCGUUCGUAGUCGUCGCGUUGCACUUGUGUCGUGCGUCGUUGAAUGUCUUCAACCCGACGGUGAGGAAAGUGAGAGAUUUAGUGUCGAGAGAGCGUCGGUCGCGAGGCAUCCGCGCGCCGUGUCCGAUCGUAAAGAGCGGUUACGCCGAGUUUUCCCGGGAGUGCGAGAAAUAACGGAAAACAGAAAAACGGUCAACGGCGGCGUAGAGAGAGGUACGCUCUCUCUCUCUCUCUCUCUCUCGUGCGCGUGGCGCUCGUGUUUGCGCUCCGUGUAUACGUACAUAGUACAUGUGUGUGUAUGGUGCGCGCGCGCGCGCGUACAAAACGUCGCGUAAAAGCGAGACGGACGACGGCGACUUGAGAGUGGGAAGAAGAGAGAGAUAGAGGUGGAAAAAGUGGGAAGUGUGUCGGGCGCGCGGCGCAUCGUCGUCAUCGGCGAGGAGAAGGUGCCCGGAAGUCGCCUUCUGCUCUUCGAGUGCGAGUCUAUCUGCGGCGCUAGAUAAAUAGACGGACAUAGAGAAGAGGGGUGAGUAAUCGCGGGUGGGCGAGGUAGUCCAAUAGAAAGAAGGGAGAAAAGAAGACACAGGAAGAAGAUACUGUAGGAAGUAAAGAUAGCCGGGGAAGAAAGAGAAGGUGAUCCAUCAGAAGCGGGUGUGCACGUUUAGGUUUGCGUUCGGGUAGACGGAGAACGGGAGCGAGUAAGUGACCGAAAGACAGAACGGGGAAGAAAAUAGAGUAAGAGAGAGACGAGGAUCGGCGUCGCGCGAGUGGAGGAAUGUGAGAAGCGACCGAAGAACAGUGCCCGUCUGUAAACACACACCGUCUCGGGUGAAACGAGGCGGCCCACCAACGACGUUCGAUGACUCGCGCAUUCCCGUCGUUGUCGUCGUGAAGCUACGGCAUCCUCGACGGCGAAGCUGGGCGUCGUGAACCUCGCCGUGCGGGAAGAGAGAGUGUCUACGGGGGCAUCGAUCAUCGUCGUCGUCGUCGUCGUCCUCGUCGCCGCUGCCGUCGCCGCAGCCGCCGGUUCACACGUAUACAUGAACACGCAACACAAAUGACAGUGCACCGGAUUGUGGGCGGACUAGCGAGGUGCUGGCACGACUCGUCGUCGUCAUCUUCGUCGGUUUAGCGGACAAAGAGCGGCACGAGAUGAAUCGAAGAGUGGGAUACAGCAACUACGAUGGCAAGAUCGCCGGGCUCUACGAUCUGGAGGAGACUCUCGGCCGCGGACACUUCGCCGUGGUGAAGUUGGCGCGGCACGUUUUCACGGGCGAGAAGGUCGCAGUGAAGGUCAUCGACAAGAGCAAGCUCGACGAAACUUCGAGGUCGCAUCUCUUCCAGGAGGUGCGCUGCAUGAAGCUGGUGCAACAUCCGAAUGUAGUGCGGCUGUACGAGGUGAUAGACACACAGACCAAGCUAUACUUAAUUCUAGAACUCGGCGAUGGCGGAGACCUCUACGAUUACAUCAUGCGCCACGACAGCGGUCUUAGCGAGGAGGUGGCCAGAACUUACUUCCGGCAGAUAGUUCGAGCUAUAUCGUACUGUCACCGGUUACACGUGGUGCACAGGGAUUUGAAGCCUGAGAAUGUCGUCUUUUUCGAAAAACUCGGCACGGUCAAACUCACGGAUUUCGGAUUCAGCAAUAAAUUCUGUCCCGGUCAGAAGCUCGAGACCUCGUGCGGCUCGUUAGCGUAUUCCGCUCCAGAGAUUCUUCUGGGCGAUAGUUACGACGCGCCCGCAGUAGAUGUCUGGUCGUUAGGUGUAAUAUUGUACAUGUUAGUAUGCGGCCAAGCGCCGUUUCAAGAAGCGAACGACAGCGAAACGCUGACGAUGAUUAUGGACUGCAAAUAUUCGACACCGUCGCACGUGUCCGACGGUUGCAAGCGACUGAUCGCGAAGAUGCUCGUGCGAGAACCCGAAGGCAGAGCGUCUCUCGAGGAGAUUGCGGCGGAUCCGUGGCUGGCGAUCGGUUCCGACUCGGACACAACAGAGACGCUGCCGCUCGUUUCGCGUCAGCAGGUCUCCGACGAUCAUCACAAUCACAUAAUUACCAAAAUGGUUAACGGUAACAUCGCUACCAAGGAAGAGAUAUUGGACGCGCUCGACAAAAACGAAUACAAUCAUAUUACCGCGACGUACUUCUUGAUGGCGGAGAGAAAAUUGCGCGCUCAACGACAGGAACAGAUGCAGAAAGCACGGCCGGAGGUUUUGGAUGUUUCAUCAAGCCGGCAGGACGAUCGGCUAGCAAACCUGCGCGCGGACCAGAAUUCUCUCACCACUGUGAACCAGUCGUUGCUGAAUGUACCGCUGACGCCUGGUGACGUACCGCAGAAUGCACGUACGCGCAAAUGCAGCAUCGUUCAAGAAGAAGAAGACGAAGACGACGAUGUGUCUUCGUGUUCCGGCCGCGACGAGCGUGGCAGUAAUUCCACACUGAAUUCUCUGAAUCGUCGCGGUUCCCGUUCCGAGGGAAAGCUCUCGCAUAUCCUGCAGGAACGAUUGUCGCAGCUUCCGGAAAAGCACGCCGGUGCGAAAUCUGCGCAGAGUCAACAGGUUCCGCAGCAGAAAGAGGACGUCGUUAUCACUGACAGGGGAGAAAGACUGAAGCAGAUUACGAGAAACGAGAAGGAUAAUAAGACGUCGUCGCCGGCACAUGCGUCGGUGAUGGUCAAGAUUCACACGGGUAAUGUCGUUUUGGAAAAAUUGCCUACAUCGAAACAGAUUACCUCGACGUGUGAAGAAAAUCUGAAGAACCGAUUGAGCAACACGAACGCUCCGUCGGCAGGAUGGGCUAGAAAAGCUACCAGCACGGAAGUCCGACCGAAAUCGGUGACGGAAUGUUUGAAGUCGGCCGGACCGGUGCCGGUGAACAAAUGGAGAAUGGGUGCUCAGCACCAUCGAUUCAGCGUACCAUCCACGGAAUCCGCGGUAACAAUUCUUUCAAAACCGUCCGAAAUUCCUACGACUACGACUACCACUACUAUUUUGCACGAAUCGUCGACUGUAUCGAUACCUCUUCAUCCGAUUAGCGACAAUCAAGUGACGUUAACACCUAAGUACAAGACAAUGCCGUCGCCCGGCAGCGGUAAUUCGUCUAGACCGCUCAAUGAAAUUCUGGAGGACGGGGACGGCGUGCAGACACCGGUGAACUCAAGCGAAUGCGGCAGUUCGACAAAAUGCCGCAUCGUCAGGCGAACGGGAUACGAGCAACGGAGAAGCAAGUUCCACAAGACGCGCACUACCUCGUGCUCGAGUUCCGAAACCAGCGAUGACGACAGCGAGAGCCGGAAGAAAAGGGCGCACAAAUUUGGCGCGUCCACAGGCAAACCUUUACCGACGAGACGCGACAGUCACGAUGACUCGAGCGACUCGCAGGAUCCAGGAGGAAACAGCGGCGGACGGGGUGGCGUCGGCGGCGGUGGUGGUGUGAAGAACGGCGAACACACGACAACGGACACGCCGACGACAACCGAAAAUAAUCAAAAUAACAGUAGCGGCACUAACACGACCAACACUAGCACAACGACCGGAGGAGGGAGACAUCGAUGUACCGAGAACCAGGUUAUGUUUGGUAGAAGACAUCGCGCAGGUAGAAGAAGAACCAGCGAAACGCGAUUACGAGAGAGCCAGUCAUUGAAUCGCAUUACCGAAGUCCAGGAAGCCGAAGCACCCUCGUCCUCUCACACUCAACAUCACAUGUCUCGCAACUCGACCAUUCCCGGCCCGCAGUCGAACGUUUCGUCGUCAUCGUCACAGAGCAGCAUGACUUCUCAACACAGCGCUGUUCAUCCAGUAUCUCAUACCGCAACUACUACAGUGCAGAAGGCUAAAGGUCUCGGGGCGAGACUGUUGCAGAGCUGGUCGCUCGGCAGCGGAAAAUCAUCUCUAACAUCCCAAGGCUUAAAUAAACAAUCCGCUCAUAGUCCCGAUGGAAAAAGUAACAACUGUCAACAGCAGUCGAACGAUUGUCAGACGAUCGGUAACGCUGGUGACGAAUUACGUCGCAAGGAUCACAGAUGUGCUAGUCAUUUGCCGUGCAACGAUAAGGAGAAUCGCGGCAAUAGCUCAAUGAAUCGGAACGAGUGCAAGAACAGGAAGAUGCGGCUUCUGAGCCGUUACUUCGCCGUGCACAAGAAGCUCUGCGUACCGCUGCCGGGCAUUUUCGGAAAGGGUCGUCUCUACAAAGCUCGCUCGUGCGGUAGCAUUAGUCGCGAUCGCGUGAGUCCGUCGUCACCGAAGUCGGUGUUGCUGUGUUCCACUGCAACGGCCGACGACAAGUGGCGAGAACGUCAUCAGUGGUGCGACGCUACGACGAAGCAGCAUCGCGGUAGCGACGGUGAUAUCAAUCAGAAUCUAGGCCUCGCGCAUCUCGUGCAAGAAAACAUCGUCGGCAAGGGCUGCACCGGACUGCCCACCGUGUGCCACAUUCAUCUCGGGGACGCUUCCAAGUGUUGCAGCCUUUGUUGAUGAAUCGCUUCUGUUCGAAAGAAACGGAGAACUUUAAAGCGCGUUUAAAUACACGGGACGAGAGGCAAAUACACAAGCGGGUGUUUAGGUAAGCGCGUUUUAAAUCCGUUCCGGUGCCAGUGAACAUAGCUAGCGGCGUGCGCGCGCAAUACUUGUGUUACGACAAUCUUUUUUCGACACUACUAUAUAUUUUCUAGCGAGCUAUUUUAUUAACACAUGCUCUUAGCGACUGUGAGAGAUCUGAUUUUUUAGUUUUUGACAAAAGUUUUUUGCGAUCCGAAACAGCGUAAAUGCCGCAUCUCUGGCACAUCCUAAACAAAAACAAAAAAAAAGAAAAAGAAACAAGAGAGUAGUGGCUAACGAUUACUUCAUUUUAAAUGCGAAAUAUUAAGAAUAGAUCUAUUUAUCGAUAACAUAAUUAUUUAGAAGUGCAAUGUUCACGUGUAAUUAAUUGUCCGAGAAACGUACGACCUCUCUUCUAUGCUAGCGGCCGUUUUACAUUAAGUUUAUGAAAACACGCAAUGAUAAUAAUUGAUGUUCGCGCAUGUGUGCGGUAAUCGUUAAUCACGAUAUUAUUAAGGAUUUACGUGGCUCCGGUUUGCCAUCGACAAUUCGACUGAUCACACAUCAUAUCCCCGCUGGUCAACUGUAAAGCACAGGGAUCAAGACAGAAAUAAGAAAAGGAAAGAGCGUACCGUAUUUUCGGAUCGAUCGCUUCGGGAGAGCUGUAUCUAGUCCAUGUGAACAAACAUACUUGUAUUAAAUAUUGCAGAGUUUAUGAUGAUGAGAGAGAGAUUAUUAUAUUAUUAUAUUAUUAUAUAUAUAAUAUUAUAAUAUAUAUAUAUAUAUUAUUAUAUACAUUAUACCACUCUUACUCUCUCUGCUACUACUACUAUUACCGCUAUUAUUACUAAUACAAUCGCGCUAUUAUAUUAUGCGAUAUCUCCACGGAUUUUAUCGCUGUCGUCAUUGUCAUCAUCAUUAUCAUCAUCAUCAUCAUCAUCAUCAACAUUAUCAUUAUCAUCGCUGCCUUCGACUUCUCAUUUCAUAAAUACUUACAAUGCAAACAAAAAAAUCUAAUAUUAUACAUACACACAAUAUAAUAAUAUCACAAAUGCAUUGCAAAACACCGUUGACGUUCACCGAUUUUUAUCACAUAGAUGCAAUUUGCUGCGAUCGAUCAGUGCAUAAUCGCGCAGUGUGCGAUAAGUGUCUUCCUCGUUCCUCCCCUUUUUCAUUUUUCUUUCCGAUGUUUCCCGUUUAUUUAAGUACAGUGUUCCCCUGUUCUUCUCUCCUCUCCUUAGAUGACAUUGCCUUUAGAAAGCUUCCUAAGCUCGUUAACUUAUUGAGACGAAGAACAGAUAAUUUCCGAAUGGCGAUUGAUUAUAUUUAUAUACACAUAUAUUGUAAUGCGGAUAUAUUAAACUGCGGAUGUAGAAAGGAUGUGCGAGUGUCUUACAACGGCAGCCUGAAUUAAGCGUUUAAGGGGGAAAAAAUUAAAAAAAAAUAAAAAUAAAAAAACAAAAGAAACUUGUUCCACGUUUGUACAUGUCCGUUGAACACGGUGCGGAAGUAAAGUGUAUACUUCUCGAAAACAAGCGAGCGUGCGCGACGUGUAAUAAAGCCCACCGAGUGCAUAAUACUGUGCGCGGAUAUUAGAAGCUUAAGGCGAUAUAAGAGCAAUUGUCAUUAGUCGAUCUAUAUUUGUAGAUCUAAAUAAUCAGCAGCGAACAAAAAAAAAACAAACCAAAAAAAAAGAUCCUGUUGAACGUGCUUGCCGGUUAAGCACGUCGAGAUGUUCUUCGAUCAUUUGUUCUUUCGAGUGUUCGCGCCAUGUAUUAACAUGAUCGGAUAUCGUCGCAUUAGUCAUCGUCAUCGUUUUUCCAUCAUCGUCAUUAUCGCGAAUGUUACAUUUUUUUUUUUUUUUCUAUGUAUGUUACUCCUAAUCGUUGAUAUUGUAUAGAUUCGCAUCUUUCAAUUGGAAAAAAGUAUUUUACCGCAAUUAGAUAUCGUCUUCUGAUUGCAAGUUGCGAGUCGCUGCGUUCAGUAUGUUCGUAAAAAAAAUCAACAAAAAUGUUUUGUCUUAUUUAUUAUUUCUUUUUCAAUGCGAAUGCGUUUUUUUUUUUUUUUUUUUGUUUGCGACACACAUUGAUCACACGCGAUCAUUUCUACUCCGAUUCAUUCUUUUAUUACACUUUGACAUGUGAAUCUCCGUCGAUCGCGGGCGCUGGACGCUCGACACAAAGACACUUUCUCUCUCAUAAGUUCACGAUUUGCAAUCCUACUUUGUGUAUUGUAUAUCACUUGUUGUUGUUUGAGUUAACUAGUGAGACGAAAGCGUACGAUAUGUAAGCUCAAGAAUUCUAAAUGUUGAUGUUAAGAUACAAAGCGACUGUCUUUAAUUAACAACAAACGUAGCGAGAGGCGGUCUCGUUCAGUCGUGCUAAUUCUCGAACACUCUGAUUACUUUCCUAAUUUGUUUUUUUCAAUUCGCAGCGCUUUUUCAAACGAGAUGAGUCGAUUGUAACUUCUUUGACAAAGACUGAGAAUCGCGCGCAAUGAUUUCGAUGAUAUAUCUCUGACCACUCGAACUAUCACUUUUAUGCGUCGCACGAUGACGAUGACCUAACGAGACCAAAAAAUGAUAAUUCGUAAGAAUUCACAGACCUAAGUUUUGCGCUAGCUACAAAGUGCAAUACAAAAUCGUACAAAGCCAAGUACCUUGCGUCGGUGUAGUCGUUGAUUUUAAGAAUUCGACUCGAUUUUAUCUUUUUCACCCUACUAUUACUGUAGCGUAUUGCGACUCGGGAUCUAUCUUCGAAGCUCGGAGCUAACAAUCGCGGUGUACAUGGGCAUUAACGUUAUAUUCCGGUGUGUGAGUAAUAUCGCGGAAGAGAAAAAAAACAUGAUAGGGAAACAUUUAUAAGAUAACAAAAGCGAACAGUUUAUGCGUAGAUUGUUGUUGCAAUCGAAAACGAAGAGAAGAAUUAAUUAUUUAGCGCGACAGCUCAAGCAAAAUCUCUUUGCAAAAAAAAAGCCUCUAUAUAGAUCUAACCCUCGCGGCUCUUGUCUCGGUCCUAUUAUUUAUGUAAUAACACACACACAGACACACACACACACAAAGCGGAAAGUGUCUCUCGUGAGAAAGAUAAACGGAUUCUGGAGCUGCGAACAGAGCGGAGUGUCUCUUCCAUGUACAUAUCUUCGACAUUUUCCUGCGUCCGGGAAAAUUUACUUGCUCUAACGCGAGUUAACGAAUUAAUUAAGAAAGAGAGGGGAAAAUAAAGAGAGUAAGAUAUUUUCGUGCUGUAAAAAAAAAAACGGAAGAAGAACGCGCCGAUUCACUGGUGGAAUUUCCUAAGAUGCGAUAUAUACGCACACAUAAGUAUAAUAUUGUGAAACUCUCUAAAGAGUACAUAAGAGUUAUAGACGUCAAACGUAAAUACCUGUUGCGAACUCUUAUCGGCUUCGUUGCUAUUGCGCUGUUAAUUAGUCGCCCUCUCUCUCUCUCUCUCUCUCUCCCCCUUCUUCAUCUUCUUCGGAAUAAAGCCGCUGUGUUUCGAGCGUGUUGCACACAUACACGUACACACACACAUACACACAUAGGACACAUACACUGCGAGAGGGAAUUUUCUAAACGGUCUAUUUUUUUCUCAUUCGUCCUAAUGUCUAUCCGGCCUGAACAGACCAAAGCCCCCCGUCAUCCCCGUAGCGUCCGAUUUCAUCCCGAUUUACUGCCAGCUGUUAACGACACACCACUUUGCUAAAAAAAAAAAAAAAAAAAACCGGCAUACGAUGAGAUCUGUAAACCGCCAAACAUGAUCGUUCAUGCACUGUGUGCUCGGACGAAAUAAACGAAAAAUGACAAAGUUAACACCUUGACAAUAUCAUAUCUCCUCCACUCUCCCUGUUAUUUGUAUUAUAUUCUUUCAGUAUUAUCUCCUUUUAGCGUAUUUUUAUCGAAAUAGAAUAGAUAAGUGAGGUAAGAAAUUGAUCAGUCCUUACAUAGUCAUAAAGUUUUGUAUUUAUAAAUUCGUUCGUUAAUAAUACGAUGUGUGUGUAAUAUUAAUCUCUGCUUAUAUAAAUUCUCUUUCAAAGUAGUAACAUAAUUAUAUAUCGUAAUCAUUGAAAAAAAAAAAAAAGAAUAACAAGAGGGAAUGUAACAUGUGUGAGGGAGGGGAUCAAGCAAGUCCACAGAUGUGAGGAUGAAACACAAAUUGCCAUAUUGCGCAAAACGUAAUUAAUUAAUUUAAUAUUGAUUUUGUAACAAACAAAAAUCAGUAAAGUUAAUAUCACACGGAAUAAUGCCGAUUUGUGAACGACGAUUUUUUAAAUUCUACGAGAAUGGGAGAAAGACGAACUUUUUGUUAUUGUUAUGAUCAUCUUCUGGCGCCCUCGUUAGCUUUUUCAUUAAAUAAGUUCCAAGAAUUUUUUUUAGAAAAUUCAUUUAACCAACAACUUAAAAUAUCCCGCUCUGCAUUUGACAACACGUUAUAGGUGCUAGAUAAGACUGAUUGGCUUAGCCAGUCAGAUUGACUCUUUAGUCUUGACAUCACCUCCCUCGUUUGCAUUGACGCGUUAUACUCUCUCAUCAUUAUAGCAAACUGUGUAUCUUACAUAUCGUGCGCGCGCGCGUUUAUAUCAAAACAAAAUUAUAUAUCCGUAGAGGCACUUGUUUAUAAAAAAAAAAAAAACAAAAAAUAUUUACAGCAAUAGAAGGUGAGUGUUUACUUAUACAGUAUAAUAUGAGUUUUACGUAUAACAGUAAUAUGUUUACUUACAAACUAAUCAUACAUUUUACAUUCUAAAGCGCAAAAACGUACGUCUUAUAAAUUAAUUUGUUCGCUUAAUUUGUCUUCUAACAGUAAAAAAAAAAAAAAAAAA
Molecule: messenger RNA, 9422 nt
Organism: Pseudomyrmex gracilis
Lineage: Eukaryota; Metazoa; Arthropoda; Insecta; Hymenoptera; Formicidae
Gene: Snrk
Product: SNF-related serine/threonine-protein kinase
Exons: 8
Coding region: 1221-4538 (1105 amino acids)
Biological process (GO): intracellular signal transduction; microtubule cytoskeleton organization; protein phosphorylation
Cellular component (GO): cytoplasm
Molecular function (GO): protein serine/threonine kinase activity; ATP binding; tau-protein kinase activity
Source: RefSeq, a predicted model, not a curated record